Messenger RNA from Mus pahari (shrew mouse), 1408 nucleotides. It is a transcript of the gene Med18, whose product is annotated as mediator complex subunit 18. Gene Ontology annotation, cellular component: mediator complex; core mediator complex. Gene Ontology annotation, biological process: termination of RNA polymerase II transcription; regulation of transcription by RNA polymerase II. NCBI's taxonomy places the organism in Eukaryota, Metazoa, Chordata, Mammalia, Rodentia, Muridae. Bases 220 to 846 code for a protein of 208 amino acids. Gene Ontology annotation, molecular function: transcription coregulator activity. The record is from RefSeq and is a predicted model, not a curated record. The transcript is spliced from 3 exons.
UUCCUACCGGAAGUGCUGAAGGGACUGUUUGGCGGUUUCUCUGGCUCUGCGCUGGCCGCAUUUCAGUGUGCGGAUUGCGGGUGUGCACGCGUGGAUUUAAUUCCAGCGUUACAGGGAUCGGUAGCGCGGACGGAGACGUGUUGCUAGUGUGUAUCCUGUGCGUCCCCGGUUGGAAGAUCUGUUUGCAGUUCUGUCCUCUUGUACCUAAUUAGAGGCAUCAUGGAGGCGCCGCCAGUCACCAUGAUGCCCGUCACGGGGGGCACCAUUAACAUGAUGGAGUACCUCCUGCAGGGAAGUGUUUUAGACCACAGUUUGGAAAGUCUCAUCCAUCGCCUCCGCGGCUUGUGUGACAACAUGGAGCCCGAGACCUUCCUUGAUCACGAGAUGGUCUUCCUGCUUAAGGGCCAGCAGGCCAGCCCAUUCGUCCUACGGGCCCGGCGCUCCAUGGACAGGGCAGGGGCACCCUGGCAUCUGCGAUACCUGGGACAGCCCGAGAUGGGAGACAAGAACCGCCACGCCCUGGUGCGCAACUGUGUGGACAUCGCCACGUCUGAGAACCUCACGGACUUCCUGAUGGAGAUGGGCUUCCGCAUGGACCAUGAGUUUGUCGCCAAAGGACAUCUGUUUCGGAAGGGCAUCAUGAAGAUUGUGGUGUACAAGAUUUUCCGAAUCCUGGUCCCAGGGAGCACAGACAGCACCGAGGCCCUGUCGCUCUCCUAUCUUGUGGAAUUAAGUGUUGUCGCCCCAGCUGGGCAGGACAUGGUCUCUGAUGACAUGAGGAACUUUGCAGAGCAGCUCAAACCUCUGGUUCACCUGGAAAAAAUAGACCCCAAAAGGCUGAUGUGAUGAAGAAAGUUUGUCCACCUUUGAGGCCUGUCCCCACCUGGGAGGAGAGAGACUUCGCAAGUACCCCAGAUACUGCUGCCAGCCGGGCCCACUGCCUUCCAGAAGAUGAUGGCGAGAAUUGGUUCCUUUGAAUGGUUUCCUUCACUUGGUAAUGUCUCUUUUUUCUUGCAACAGGGUUUUACCAUGGAAUUCACUACAUAAACUAGCUAGCCUGGAACUCCCUGUACUUGCCGCCUAAGUGCCUGUAAGGUCCUUAUUAAACCUGACCGUCCAUCUUCUUGAUGGGCUUUUCCAGUGAAAGACCAGGAUAAUAUGGAGAUUUGUUCAGGUCCUCCCUCCACUCCAAAAGAGGGGACCAGAGGAAAAGGUCAAAAAAUAACUCAUACAUAAUAUUUCUUUUUCUUUUUAAUUUUUCUUUCUUUCUUUUUUUUUUUUUAGAGAAGCAUUUUUUAUUCCUUUAUUUAUUUGUUUUCUUCAUAUGUUUUAAAUUGUGUUGUUUUGCCAUUGAUAUACAAGGUUUAUGAUGGUGGUGUGACCUGGCAUUGUGUGUUAAUAAAGACUG